AUGAUUGAUUUACAAAGUAAUGAUGCACUGAAAAUCAAACAUCGUGAAGAGACUUUAGAUGAUUUUUAUAAAUUUCUCCCAGAUAUACAGUAUCCAAAUUUAAAAAAAUUUGCAAUAGAAUAUAUAUCUGUAUUUACUACGACUUAUUUGUGCGAACAAACUUUUUCUAAAAUGAAAUACAUCAAAUCGAAAUAUAGAUCGGCCAUGACUGACAAACACUUGGAGUCAAUUUUGAAAAUUGGAACUAGCAACAUACAACCUCAAUUCGAUCGAAUAUUAGCAGAAAAACAUCAAUUUCAUACUUCUCAUUAA
Myzus persicae (green peach aphid) is the source of this 312-nucleotide messenger RNA. RefSeq names its product general transcription factor II-I repeat domain-containing protein 2B-like. The record is from RefSeq and is a predicted model, not a curated record. Lineage: Eukaryota; Metazoa; Arthropoda; Insecta; Hemiptera; Aphididae. Bases 1 to 312 code for a protein of 103 amino acids. The transcript has a single exon. Gene Ontology annotation, molecular function: protein dimerization activity.